GGUCGCAAAAGUGCCAAAAUAGCCUACAAACGAAUGCCAUUUUUAAGAGAACGCUUUAACAAUGUGGCAGAAAAUAUAAAAAAGCGCGCGAAGGGGUUCAUUUGGCUCAUGGGAAACAGUUCAUCCCGUUACACAUGCAGGCACGUACAUUCAUCCAAUUAGUCAACGCUAAUGUGUUCCUUGGGGUUAACAAGAAGGAGAGUUCUUUGCUUUUUAAGUGUACACUCAGAUUGUGACUCCUUUACGGGCGCAUAAACUCGCGCGAAGGGUAUUGCGAACGCGUGUGCAGGUAAGCACAGGAAACAACUAAACCGAGCAGUUCCUACAUGGUUGAAAAUCGCACAAAAAGUGAGUUUAUUUUUUAGCGGCGUAAUUUAUUCUUUUUGGAUUGACAUAGACACAAUUAUGAACUAACACUGAGGUAAAAAAAAAAAGAGAAACGUCAGUUAUGCCCCCCUAGAAAGACAAGAUGAUACGAAAAAUUGCGGAAAGAGGAAUUAUGAAAAAAAAUGCACACCGGAGUUACUUCCAUUUGGGUAAACACAGUGGGGGGUUCUUCCUCAGUGACAGAAGGUAUGUAAGCUACGAGGGUGGCUUGAAACAGGGGAGGAACCAUUUAGGCAAUGAUCCUUCUGAGGGGAGCAACACCGUUGAUAGCUGCAUUGGCAGCGCACCCCCCGGGGAGGAAAACAAAAUAGUCGUACACCAAAAGUACAAAGUGCAAGUGGCGCUGUGCAUAGACAGAUUCCCCCUGACCUUUGAGCAGGAGGAGUUUGAAAAAGAUUUCGAAGAUUUCAAAGACAAGUGGCUUCAAAAAACGAACAACAAUUUGAAUAUCGACGAGGAAUUUUUACACAUGAAAUAUAAUUUGAGUUCCUUUCACGAUCGGAAAAAGGAAAAUCACAUUGAGAGCGCCAACUUGGAAGAUGAAAUGGGGCACCAAAAAGGAAAAAAAGAUAAAGGUGUUAAUCAUCUGCCAGGUGAAGAAGCGACGUCUGCAGAGAGUGACGACCUCGAGAAUUUGUUUGCCAUAGAAGGUAUACAAAACAUUUUAAGCGAAAAAGAAAAAAAAAAAAAAAAAAAAAACGAUGGAGAUGCGAAUGAGGAAAAAAAAAAAAAACACGAUGAUGAUCAUGAAAGCGAAUAUAACUACACAAGUGUUAUGAGGAAGCCAAAUCAUUUUUUAUACUUAGUGGUGAAAUAUAAAAAAACAAAUAAGUGGAUGUUCCCAUUGAUGGAUUUUAAAAAAAAAUUAACAAUCAGACAAAAUUUACAACACUUAUGUACGGAACAUUUAAAAUGUGAAAUGCCAUUUUUUAUUGGCUACUGCCCUUGUACGUUUGAAAAAAGAAAAUAUAAAAUUCCCCUUUCGUUUAACGAAAUUAUCGGGAGGAAAAUCUUCUACUACAGAGCGCAUUACCUGAACCACGGCGUCAACUUGGAUCUGUCUAACAAUGAGCAUAUAAAUGACUUUGCGUGGCUGUCUCGCUCCGAGCUGAAGGACUUCCUCUCCAGCAGUAAAUACCAAGUCAUAAAGGACGCCCUCCCCCUGACGUGA
Messenger RNA from Plasmodium vivax (malaria parasite P. vivax), 1558 nucleotides. RefSeq lists its product as hypothetical. NCBI's taxonomy places the organism in Eukaryota, Apicomplexa, Aconoidasida, Haemosporida, Plasmodiidae. Gene Ontology annotation, molecular function: structural constituent of ribosome. Gene Ontology annotation, cellular component: mitochondrial large ribosomal subunit. The transcript has a single exon. The record is from RefSeq and is a predicted model, not a curated record. Bases 470 to 1558 code for a protein of 362 amino acids.